AUGAGUACAGAAGAUCAAUUAUCGUCUUCUUAUCAUAUUUUGACGCCACUUGAAAAUGCUUUUUAUACAAAUAUGAAUAAUCAAGAACAACCACAUAUGAUUAAUAGAAUUAUGUCAAUCAUAAAUGAUCGUUUAGAUGAUGCUCAACAAUAUAAAGAAGCAUUUAAUCGAAAUCCAAUGCAACCAAUAUUAUUUGAUAUACUUCGAGAAAUUAAACAAAAAAAUGGACUUAAUAUGCGUCAAAUAUCCAACGAUGAUGAUUCAUACAAACAAGAAUUAGCUCGUCUUGAUACGAUGCUUUUAGCUGAACGUAUUAUAGAUCGAUAUCCAAAUGAGGUAUCAACUAAUAAUUCAAUUGAAAUUGAACAUCCUGAAUAUGAAGAAAAAUUAAAUCGUAUUCGUCAUUUUUAUCAUACUGAAUUAGCAAAAUUUGACAAAAAUUCGAAUGAUUUUUGUACACAUGUUUUAACAUUACUUCAUGAACAAUCACAAAUACGACCAAUAACAUCAGAAGAAAUUUCACAUAUGAUUUCAAUUGUACGAAAAAAAUUAUGUUUAAUACAAAUUCAAUUAAAACAAAAUACUUGUGAAGCUGUUAUGAAUUUACGUACACGUUUUCUUGAUGCAAGACGUAAACGACGAAAUUUCGAUAAAACAACACAAAAAAUUUUAAAUGAAUAUUUUUAUUCACAUUUAUCAAAUCCUUAUCCAUCGGAACAAGUUAAAGAAGAAUUAGCACGUAAAUGUGGUGUUACUAUUUCUCAAGUAAACAAUUGGUUUGGAAAUAAACGUGGUCGUUAUAAGAAGAAUAUGCUUAAAAAUGAAUAA
Messenger RNA from Rotaria sp. Silwood1, 828 nucleotides. The record is from the annotation of a GenBank genome assembly. Lineage: Eukaryota; Metazoa; Rotifera; Eurotatoria; Philodinida; Philodinidae.